Molecule: messenger RNA, 486 nt
Organism: Homalodisca vitripennis (glassy-winged sharpshooter)
Lineage: Eukaryota; Metazoa; Arthropoda; Insecta; Hemiptera; Cicadellidae
Exons: 3
Coding region: 6-317 (103 amino acids)
Biological process (GO): sensory perception of taste
Cellular component (GO): membrane
Source: RefSeq, a predicted model, not a curated record
UGUAUAUGCUAUUUUAUCUAAAAAAUAUUUAUGUAGAAAUUCAAUAUAAGUAUACAAUUUUUUAUGAGGGCAAAUAUUCUUAUUAUUUUUAUAUUUUUCAGGUUGAAUCACUGUCAUGGGAGAUAAACAAGAGGAUGAGCUCUAAGGAGUACUCAAUUGAACAUCGUAAGAAACUGGAAGUGUUUAUGCUGGAACUGGCUCACACACCCACGGAUCUGACAGCAGCUGACUUCUUCUCAGUUGACAACUCCUUCAUCACUUCUGUUGCCAGCUUCAUCAUGACGGUGAUGAUGGUUUUCAUUCAGUUCAUGACUUAGCCGGGAACAGAUCGACAAAGGUUAAAGGACGACUACCCGUGUUUUACCUGCAAUCACUUAUGUUGCCUCAUGCUAAAAAUUAUAAUACACAAUCUCUUACAGUUUUAAUACAUGUUGUUGUGAAAUUCUCAAAUUUUCAAAAUGCACAAAUAAACGAAAAAAACUUUAA